AUGAGUGCCUGUAAGACUGUGCUGGACAAUCCUUCUCCUUUCUACAACCCUUUUCAGUUCGAAAUCAUGUUUGAGUGCAUAGAGGAUCUGUCGGAAGACUUGGAAUGGAACAUUUUCUAUGUGGGUUCAGCAGAAAGUGAAGAAUACAACCAAGUUUUAGACUCUGUUUUAGUGGGCCCUGUUCCUGCAGGAAGGCAUAUGUUUGUAUUUCAGGUUGAUGCACCAAAUCCAGGACUUAUUCCAGAUGCAGAUGCAGUAGGUGUAACAGUUGUGCUAAUUACAUGUGCCCAUCGAGGUCAAGAAUUUAUUAGAGUUGGCUACUAUGUAAAUAAUGAGUAUACGGAGACAGAAUUAAGGGAAAACCCACCAGUAAAACCAGACUUUUCUAAGCUUCAAAGAAAUAUUUUGGCAUCUAAUCCCAGGGUCACAAGAUUCCACAUUAACUGGGAAGACAAUACUGAAAAACUGGAAGAUGCAGAGAGCAGUAACCCAAACUUACAGUCACUUCUUUCAACAGAUGCAUUACCUUCAGCAUCAAAGGGAUGGUCAACAUCAGAAAAUUCAUUAAAUGUCAUGUCAGAAUUUCAUAUAGACUGCAUGUGA
Molecule: messenger RNA, 603 nt
Organism: Gracilinanus agilis (Agile Gracile Mouse Opossum)
Lineage: Eukaryota; Metazoa; Chordata; Mammalia; Didelphimorphia; Didelphidae
Product: histone chaperone ASF1-like
Exons: 2
Coding region: 1-603 (200 amino acids)
Biological process (GO): DNA replication-dependent chromatin assembly
Cellular component (GO): nucleus
Molecular function (GO): histone binding
Source: RefSeq, a predicted model, not a curated record